UCUUUGGUAUUACUUUGUCAUAUACUCUCUUCUUUUUGGUUAUGUUAGGAUAUCUUAACGUGUAUGGAAUUUCUUUCCUAGGUUCAUCUAUCCAAGAAUUCAGAAAAAAUUUUUCGUCGUGCGAAUUUCAUAAAAAAACAUCAAGAUGGGUCGGAUGCACACACCUGGUAAAGGUAUUUCAAAAUCGGCAUUGCCAUACCGUCGUAGUGUAGCAACAUGGUUGAAAUCAUCAGCUGAAGAUGUUAAAGAUCAUAUUUUCAAAUUGGCCAAAAAAGGUUUAACUCCUUCAAAAAUUGGUGUUAUUCUUAGAGAUUCCCAUGGUGUGGCUCAAGUAAGAUUUGUAACUGGCAACAAAAUUCUUAGGAUUAUGAAAGCAAUGGGUUUGGCUCCAGGUCUCCCUGAAGAUUUGUACCAUUUAAUCAAGAAAGCUGUUGCAAUCAGGAAGCAUCUAGAAAGAAACAGGAAAGACAGAGAUUCCAAAUUCCGUCUUAUUUUGGUUGAGUCACGUAUUCACCGUUUGGCUAGGUAUUACAAACGGAAAUCAAAGAUUGCACCCAACUGGAAAUACGAGUCCAGUACUGCUUCAGCCUUAGUUGCUUAAGUACACUGUUUUAUUUGUAUGGACAUUUGACAAAAAAAAUACAACUUAUGUUUAAGUUA
Daktulosphaira vitifoliae (grape phylloxera) is the source of this 660-nucleotide messenger RNA. It is a transcript of the gene RpS13, whose product is annotated as 40S ribosomal protein S13. The transcript has 4 exons. NCBI's taxonomy places the organism in Eukaryota, Metazoa, Arthropoda, Insecta, Hemiptera, Phylloxeridae. Gene Ontology annotation, molecular function: structural constituent of ribosome; small ribosomal subunit rRNA binding. The coding region runs from base 146 to 601 and encodes 151 amino acids. Gene Ontology annotation, biological process: translation. The record is from RefSeq and is a predicted model, not a curated record. Gene Ontology annotation, cellular component: nucleolus; cytosolic small ribosomal subunit; ribosome.